Molecule: messenger RNA, 1446 nt
Organism: Purpureocillium lilacinum
Lineage: Eukaryota; Fungi; Ascomycota; Sordariomycetes; Hypocreales; Ophiocordycipitaceae
Source: RefSeq, a predicted model, not a curated record
AUGAUCAACAUUCUACUUUUUGGGCUACUUGGUAGCCUUUCGACGGCGAGCAUCAUCGUACCGAUCAGCGACGUCGAGCCUCUGCCGAUUCGGAUGCACAAUGCCGUCUCGACGACGCGCGAACUAUUCGAAAGGAGCUGUCCCGAGGAGGUCUCUCCGAAGAACGCCUACAAGCCGCCGCAAGUACUCUACUCGUCAUACAUGGCUGACGAUGGGACUGGGAAGCUCUCUUCUGUCGACGGCACUAUCUUUCCUUCAUCGGGAAGCUUCGUGCGCGGCGCCAUCGACGCGUGGGCGCAACACCAGCACCUCGUUCUGCGCCCGGACGUCGUCUGGUUCGAGAUCCUCACGCAGCUCAACUUUUACAUGGCCAAGCACGCGGACGAGCUGCGCCACCUCUUCGUCGACAAGGCGGAGCGGGAGCAGAUCAUCGUCAGGGAGCUGGACUGGCCGAGCGUGGUGGGCGCCUUCGGGAAGCAUAUACAACAAAGGGUCAAGACAGACUGGCUGCUGGACUGGAUCACGCCAGGGUUCACGACCAGCACGGCCCACGACAACAUCACGGCGACGGUGCUCAUGAUGGGCCUCACGCAGCGCUACUUCGAGUUCAUUGGCGGCAUCCGCUGCGGCAUCCCGUCCGUGCAGCUGCUCGGCGAGCGGGCCGACUGGGCGCGCCUGCUGGACAAGCUGGAGCACCUGCCGCGGCUGGGCGCCGAGCCGGCGGCGUACGCGCGCGCGCUGCGGCCGAUCCUGAGCCGCUUCGUGCAGACGUGGGACGAGCCGGGGAGCGACGCGGUGAGGGAGUUUUGGGGACAGAUUGUGACUGCGGAUAGGGGCGUGAGCUGCGGAACAGGGCCGCAUGAAUUUUUCAUGUCCGGCUGGAUUACGGGGUUUCUGCACUGGAGGGAGGCGGGAGGGUUGCGCGUUCGCAAGGGGGAAGACGAGCCGAUGACGCCGGAGGAGGCGCGGAGGCAGGGGUACACGGUCGUCGGGGACGUGGUGUAUGUGGAUGAGUUGCUGGAGUCGCUGCCGGUUGGGUAUGCGAAGGCGCCGCUCAAGAUGCUGGAUUACCCGGAGGAAGGGGUGAAUACGAUGGCGUACGUGCUGGGCGGGAAUAUCGGCGUGCGGCGGAAGGAGUUGCUGCCGCCUCACCAGCAGCAGCAGCGGCAGCAGGAGGAGGAAAAUCGCCAGGAGAGGAGGCAGGACGACGGCGUCGGCGGUGAUGAUGCUGCGCGGAAGGGCGUGCUCGCGGAGCCGCUGAGCGGGUGGUUCCUGUACGGGCCCGUGGACACCAACGUGACGACGGGCGGGGACGGGUUCGGGAGCUACGACGAGCUGGUUGGGAUGUGGAGGAGCCUUGGGGCGGUUUGGCCGGGGGGGUUGACGUACCCUUGGGGGAUGGACGACCCGGAGGACCAGCAGUAUCUGAGGUGGCCGGGAGAGUGA